UCUUAAAGGUACUAUGCAGUGACUAUGUCAACACCGUUGAUUUGGCUUAAGAUAUGUCUAUUUAUAACGUCUGAACUGAAAAUUCCGAACUUUUGCGAAUAUUUACGAUGUAGUAGCCGACUAAUCAUAUUCGCAUAUUGUACUUUUCCGAUAUUGUCCAUCAUCGGGAAAGUCCGGUUUCUCAUUCGUAAAUUUUCGUCGUGACGUCAGAGUCGUUACUCGUCUCCGCCAUAUUGUUUAUUUACAUUGAAAAGAACGACACGGAUGUUAGUUUAAGUGUGGAAUAUUAAUUAGUGUAAACAAUGGGACGGUCUCGGUGUUGUGUUGGGGGAUGUAGCAAUGUGCCAGGAAAUGGAAUUAGUCUGCACACAUUUCCCAAAGAAGAGAAACUCCGGAAACAAUGGAUUCGUUCAAUUCAGAUGACUGGGUCUGAGUGUUCAAGGGCCGGAUGGCAAGGUCCCUCGAAAAACGGUUCCGCAAAUGCACAGCUUGUGUGUUCUGAGCAUUUUGAGUUGACAAUGUUCACGAUGACUACCAGAACUAAAUGGAGUCUCGGUCUAGCCUAUAGAACUGCUUUAAUAGACGAAGCUAUCCCCACAUUAUUUGGCGACAAAGUUAGGAAAAGCAACCUUGACCAAGUCCAAGCAAGACCGGUAGUGCGCAAACGAGAAGUGAGGAGGAUACUGAGUGACUACAACCAGAAAGGCCAAGUUGAUAAAUCAACUGCUGUAACGUAUACAGAUGCUGUUCCAGAUUUAUCUCCUGUUAAUCUAGGUGACAUGACCGCCAACCCUCCAUCCACUGAGUUUCCAGUUGACGCAGUUGAAUUAGACAUGGACAUGGAGUUGGACAACAGUAAAAGAACUGUCAUGCAGAGCGCUGAAAUACCACCUCCCGUUGACCAGUCUUCAACAGUAGCCUCAGCCCUUAACCUUCAACAAGACCUAGAAACUCACAGUACUGAUGCUAAGAUCCAGUCAAAGAAAUCUUGUGAUGAUUCCCUGAAAAGGAACAUGGGUAAACUCAAACAUACAGAGAUGAGAUCAAUGAAUACCAGCAAUAAGAAGGCCUCAUGUGCAUGUCCAAAGUGUUGUGUAACAUCUGCUGUCCGGGGUACCCAAGUGAAUCGCAGGCCACCGCCAAUUAAGCGAAAAACUAAAGGGACAGAGACUGUGAUGGAACACCACAUCACAUACUCCACCUCAAGUACCCAGUACUGUGACAGUGACAUUGCUGAUGAAAAGAGCCUGACACCUGCCUGUUCUGAGGUCCCUCCUGCUCCACACCUUCUGGCUUUUCCAUUACCAGCCCCAGUCCUCGCCUCAACUCCUGCACGGAAGAAGGGCAGGGUUGUUGUUGAAUCAACACUCAACAAAUCCUUCAUGUCCACAUCAUCCUGGGGAUAUACUGAUGAUGAAGCCAUAGAUCCGGACUAUGAAACAGAAGCCUCAGUGUACAGUGACUCAGAAGAUGAUAACCCAAGGCAGGCAGAUGUACAUAAGCAGAGGAAGUUUCUUGUUUUUGAAGACAAUCUUUUAGAACUGUUCAACAGAUGUGAAAUGUGCCAUCUCCCUACCAAAGGCAAAGUCUGCAAUGUCCAGGGAUCAGCUAUGGCCAUCAAACAAGUUUGUGAAUGUGGACACACCAGGCGAUGGGAGUCACAGCCCAAAGUUAGAGGUGUUCCUGCUGGGAACAUUCUUCUUAGUGCUGGCAUUUUGUUCUCAGGAUGUUCACCUUCGAAAGUGCUGCGAAUUUUUGAGUUUAUUAAUGUAUUAAGUAUUAGUCUUUCAACUUUCUUUAGUCAUCAAAGAACUGUAUUGUGGCCAGCAAUUGAGAGAGUGUGGACAAAGUGUAAUGACCAACUGAUAAGUGUCCUUCUAGACCGCGAAGAAGAGCUUGUGGUUGCUGGAGAUGGACGUUCUGACAGCCCGGGACACUCUGCAAAGUUUGGUGUAUACUCCAUGAUUGAUAUGCACACCGGGAGAGUAGUAGCCAUUGAACUUGUGCAGUCCAAUGAAGUGAAGUCAAGCUACCAUAUGGAGUUGGAGGGCCUUAAGAGAGCAACUGACAGUUUACGCAGAUGUGGCCUGUCCCUUGCAGAAAUCAUUACAGACAGGCAUCUGCAAAUACAAAAGUGGAUUAGAGAGAAUUUACCUGGGACUGUCCAUUCCUUUGAUGUGUGGCAUAUUGGAAAAGCUGUGAAAAAGAAGCUCCUUGCACUGUCCAAGGAAAAAGACUGCAACAUAGUCUGCAAGUGGAUGAAGAGUAUCACCAAUCACCUUUAUUGGUCAGCCGCAUCAUCCCAGGGAGAGGAGGGCUCCAUGAUUGCAGCAAAGUGGACAUCAGUGGUCAACCAUGUUCAAGACAUUCACACUGGACAUGGUGACCUCUACCAGCAGUGCACCCAUGGUCCCCUUGAACCCCGAGAAUGGUUAAAAAAGGGCUCAAAGGCAGCUGCCAAAAUGGAAGACAUUCUGCUAAACAAGAGACUGUGCAAGGACAUCAAAAAGCUGUCCACAGGAUUUCAAACGUCAACACUGGAAUCAUUUCACAGUGUAAUCAAUCACUUUGCACCAAAAAUGACAGCAUAUUCCUUCCACGGACAAAUGUGUCGCCAAUACUUGGCGGCCCUACAUUUCAAUGAAAAUGUGCAAAGAGGUAAAAAAAUAUCAAAAAAUGGAAAGUUCAACCUGAAGAUAGUAUUUCCAAAAUAUAAGGAUGACUUUUCAGUCAAGUUUGUGAAUGAUGAAAUGACCUUUGGUUAUGUAAUGGAACUUCUUGACAUGUGUAUAGAAAUAUGUGGUGAAAAAAACAAACUGUCAACCCCAGCCCCACCUCCCCUCACAUCAGGGAAAAGAAAGCCAACCAAGGUUGAGGUAACAAGGUGUUUAGGAAAAAACAAAAGGUUGAAAUAUUAGUGUAGGGGAAAUAAGAAAAAACAUAGAUUGUGACUGUUUGAAUAUAUCCCAAGAUUUGUCAACAAUUUGGCAUUUUCCUUUUUUAACACUACAUGUAUAACCUGUAUCUUAAUUGAAUAUUAUUUCCUGUAAUGGUGGUUGUUUCUGUAUAUAUGCAUGUAUAAUCUAAUGAAUCUUUGUGACAGUGGAAUGGUUUUUUUUGUAUUAUACUUUCACUAAAGUUUUGAAUAUUGUUACUUAAAAAUAACUUUAUAGUAUCUGUGUAAUAUUAGCAAUACCUUUUUUUUCUUAUCCAGCCUCUUGAUCAGGUUUCAAAAGUUUAGAUUGAUUGUUUUCCUUUGUUAAGUGCAUGUUUGCCAUUCUAGUCCUUGUUUUCUGUUAAUUCAAUGCCAGAGAAUUGUUGUACAUAUCAUUUGGUGCUUUUAUUGUUUGAAAUAACAAUCAUCCUUAAUAUAAAUUACAAACCUAAACCCAUA
Messenger RNA from Mya arenaria, 3394 nucleotides. RefSeq lists its product as uncharacterized. The coding region runs from base 303 to 2918 and encodes 871 amino acids. The transcript has 10 exons. Lineage: Eukaryota; Metazoa; Mollusca; Bivalvia; Myida; Myidae. The record is from RefSeq and is a predicted model, not a curated record.